AUGGUGCUCUCCAAAUAUACCUAUGUCUUCGUCAUCGGCACGUUCUUUGCCAUGCUCGAUGCCUACAACAAUGGUGCUAACGAUGUUGCAAACGCCUGGGCUACGAGUGUCUCUUCGCGAUCCAUCUCGUACCGACAAGCCAUGGUCUUCGGCACAGUAUUCGAGAUGCUCGGCGCCAUCACUGUAGGUGCACGAACGGCUGAUACCAUCAAGAACGGCAUCAUUCCAAACUCCGCUUUCAAGGGCGACGCCGGUGUGCAAAUGCUUGCGUUCACCUGUGCGCUCGCAGCUGCUUCCUCCUGGGUCAUGUGGUGUACUAAACACUCCGCUCACGUCUCAUCAACAUAUUCCCUCAUCUCAGCAGUCGCUGGUGUCGGCGUUGCAACUGUCGGAGCCUCCCAAGUCCAAUGGGGCUGGAAUAAUGGCAAAGGAAUGGGUGCCAUCUUCGCGGGAUUAGGCAUGGCUCCUGUGAUCUCUGCUGGCUUCGCCGCAACCAUCUUCAUGCUCAUCAAGAUCGUGGUCCACCUUCGCAAGAACCCCGUCCCAUGGGCCGUCUAUACCGCACCCUUCUGGUUUCUCAUCGCUGGUACCAUCUGCACGCUUUCCAUCGUCUACAAAGGGUCUCCUAACCUCAAAUUGAACAAAAAGCCAGGAUGGUACGUUGCCUCCGUCACUAUGGGCACAGGCGCUGGCGUCUGUGUCCUGUCGGCCAUCUUCUUUGUGCCCUUCAUCUACGCAAGGAUCAUCAAGAAGGACUACACCGUCAAGUGGUACAUGUUCCUCAUGGGCCCUCUGCUCCUUACACGGCAAACCCCUGCCGAUGCUCAAGAGGCCAAGGUCCCCAACUACGCCGUCAUCCAGGAGGACGACGAUCUGUCUAACCCCACAUCCCUCAGCGACUACGACCCCAAAUCCGAGGGCAAAGAUGCCAUCGCCCCACCUGUCGAUCAGGAGAAGAUUGCCGUCGCUGCUGAGAGUAAACAACUGGCCUACAAGACGCAGCCCACAUAUAAAGAGCUCAUGGCCGCGGGCGACGACAAGCUACGCCAGAAGCUCUUGAAGAAGCGCGGUCCCCUUGGUUGGGCUAUGCGCACACUCCGCGACAACCCUAUGGGCGCUGGCGAGCUUUACGAGUUCCACAACAUGAAGAUUGUCGCCAAGCGCAUCCCCGCCUACGUUGUUUGCGGCGCGCUCUAUGGUCUUCACUAUGAUAUUCACGCUGCUCAGACUGGCCACUCUGGCACCCCAGAGGGUGAUCGCAUGGCGCGAGUCUACUCACACGCAAAGAAGUACCCCAACGAAGUGGAGCAUACCUACUCUUUCGUCCAGGUCCUCACUGCUUGCACCGCAUCUUUCGCGCACGGUGCCAACGACAUUGGAAACUCGGUCGGUCCCUGGGCGGUCAUCUACGGAGCAUGGUCUACUGGAAGUGCCGCUGCUGCCAAGGCUCCAGUACCCAUCUGGCAACUCGCUGUUCUCUCUUUGGUCAUCUCGUUAGGCCUGAUCACCUAUGGUUACAACAUCAUGAAGGUCAUGGGUAACAAAAUCACAUACCACUCGCCAAGUAGAGGUUGCUCGAUGGAGAUGGGCGCCGCUAUCACUGUCCUCCUGUUCUCUCAGUUCUCUCUCCCCGUCUCAACCUCGAUGUGUAUUACGGGAGCUACCGUCGGUGUAGGCCUUUGCAACGGCACCUUGAAGGCAGUCAACUGGCAGCGAGUUGGUCUCCUUCUCCUCGCCUGGCUUCUCACAAUCCCUAUCGCUGGUACCCUCGGAGGCGUUACCAUGGGUCUAUUCCUCAAUGCUCCUCACUUCUCUUCCUAG
Molecule: messenger RNA, 1821 nt
Organism: Mytilinidion resinicola
Lineage: Eukaryota; Fungi; Ascomycota; Dothideomycetes; Mytilinidiales; Mytilinidiaceae
Product: phosphate transporter
Exons: 4
Coding region: 1-1821 (606 amino acids)
Biological process (GO): phosphate ion transmembrane transport
Cellular component (GO): membrane
Source: RefSeq, a predicted model, not a curated record